Cebus imitator (Panamanian white-faced capuchin) is the source of this 3615-nucleotide messenger RNA. It is a transcript of the gene VPS50, whose product is annotated as VPS50 subunit of EARP/GARPII complex. Gene Ontology annotation, biological process: endocytic recycling; retrograde transport, endosome to Golgi. NCBI's taxonomy places the organism in Eukaryota, Metazoa, Chordata, Mammalia, Primates, Cebidae. The coding region runs from base 139 to 3033 and encodes 964 amino acids. The record is from RefSeq and is a predicted model, not a curated record. Gene Ontology annotation, molecular function: SNARE binding. Gene Ontology annotation, cellular component: EARP complex. The transcript is spliced from 28 exons.
AGGGAAAGAAAGGAUGACCCGGGUGGGCGCCUCCACGUGACCACCCACUAUGGCUUCCCUGUGUCAGGGCCAGCUGUGGAGUGGCUCGGUGUGAUUUGUUAGCUCUUUGAGGCAGGGUACCCUUCUAAGGAUUUCGACAUGCAAAAAAUCAAAUCGCUCAUGACCCGACAGGGUCUGAAAAGCCCUCAAGAAAGCCUCAGUGAUCUUGGUGCCAUAGAGAGUCUCCGGGUCCCUGGAAAGGAAGAAUUCAGGGAACUUCGAGAACAGCCAAGUGACCCUCAAGCUGAACAAGAGCUUAUUAAUAGUAUUGAACAAGUGUAUUUUUCUGCGGAUUCAUUUGAUAUUGUUAAAUAUGAGCUGGAGAAGCUUCCACCUGUUCUCAAUUUGCAAGAAUUAGAAGAGUACAGAGACAAAUUGAAACAACAGCAAGCUGCAGUAUCUAAAAAAGUAGCAGAUUUAAUCCUUGAAAAACAGCCUGCUUAUGUAAAGGAACUUGAAAGAGUUACCUCAUUGCAGACAGGUCUUCAAUUAGCUGCUGUUAUCUGUACAAAUGGGAGAAGACACUUGAAUAUUGCAAAAGAAGGUUUUACUCAAGCUAGUUUAGGACUUCUUGCAAAUCAAAGGAAACGUCAGUUGCUGAUUGGACUUCUGAAAUCUCUGAGAACUAUAAAAACAUUGCAAAGAACAGAUGUACGCUUAAGUGAAAUGCUGGAGGAAGAAGACUAUCCAGGAGCUAUUCAAUUGUGCCUUGAAUGUCAGAAAGCUGCCAGCACUUUUAAACAUUACAGUUGUAUAAGUGAACUGAAUUCAAAGCUGCAAGAUACCUUGGAACAGAUUGAGGAACAGUUGGAUGUAGCUCUUUCCAAAAUCUGCAAGAAUUUUGACAUUAACCAUUAUACCAAGGUUCAACAAGCUUAUCGACUUCUUGGGAAAACACAGACAGCAAUGGAUCAACUUCAUAUGCACUUCACCCAAGCCAUUCACAACACCGUGUUUCAAGUUGUUCUUGGAUAUGUGGAACUGUGUGCAGGAAACACAGACACAAAAUUCCAAAAGCUGCAAUAUAAGGAUCUCUGUACACAUGUUACACCAGACAGCUAUAUUCCAUGCCUUGCAGACCUGUGCAAAGCACUGUGGGAAGUUAUGCUCAGCUAUUACAGGACUAUGGAAUGGCACGAAAAGCAUGACAAUGAGGAUAGUGCUUCCGCUUCAGAAGGGAGUAACAUGAUAGGUACUGAAGAAACUAAUUUUGAUCGUGGCUACAUAAAAAAGAAAUUAGAACAUGGACUUUCACGAAUAUGGCAGGAUGUUCAGCUAAAAGUAAAAACCUACUUGCUUGGAACUGAUUUGUCUAUAUUCAAAUAUGAUGAUUUCAUCUUUGUUUUGGAUAUAAUCAGCAGGUUGAUGCAAGUUGGAGAAGAAUUUUGUGGUAGCAAGUCUGAAGUUUUACAGGAGUCUAUUAGAAAACAAAGUGUCAAUUAUUUCAAGAAUUACCAUAGAACACGGCUUGAUGAACUGAGAAUGUUCCUAGAGAAUGAGACUUGGGAACUUUGUCCUGUUAAGUCAAAUUUCAGCAUCUUGCAACUUCAUGAAUUUAAAUUCAUGGAACAGUCUCGUUCCCCAUCAGUUUCACCUAGUAAGCAGCCAGUCUCAAAUUCUUCAAAAGCAGUGACCUUGUUUGAGCAGUACUGUAGUGGUGGGAAUCCGUUUGAAAUUCAGGCUAACCACAAAGAUGAAGAAACAGAAGAUGUCUUGGCUUCUAAUGGGUAUGAAUCUGAUGAACAAGAAAAGAGUGCCUAUCAAGAGUAUGACAGUGACAGUGAUGUUCCUGAGGAACUCAAACGAGACUAUGUGGAUGAGCAGACAGGAGAUGCUCCUGUGAAAAGUGUUUCUCGAGAAACUCUAAAAAGCAGGAAGAAAUCAGAUUACAGUCUAAAUAAAGUGAAUGCACCUAUUUUAACAAAUACAACGUUGAAUGUAAUAAGACUUGUUGGGAAAUAUAUGCAGAUGAUGAACAUUCUUAAGCCAAUUGCCUUUGAUGUUAUUCAUUUCAUGUCUCAACUAUUUGAUUAUUACUUGUAUGCAAUAUAUACCUUUUUUGGUCGGAAUGAUUCAUUGGAAUCAACAGGACUCGGCCUUAGUAGUAGUAGACUACGAACAACUCUAAACAGAAUACAGGAAAGCCUUAUUGAUCUAGAAGUUUCAGCUGAUCCUACUGCCACGCUCACAGCAGCAGAAGAAAGAAAGGAGAAGGUGCCAAGUCCACACCUUAGUCACUUAGUGGUUUUGACAUCUGGGGAUACACUGUAUGGGUUGGCAGAAAGAGUGGUAGCCACGGAAUCCUUGGUAUUCUUGGCUGAACAGUUUGAGUUCCUUCAGCCACAUCUGGAUGCUGUGAUGCCUGCAGUCAAAAAGCCCUUUCUUCAGCAGUUUUAUUCUCAGACAGUCUCAACUGCCAGUGAACUACGCAAACCAAUUUACUGGAUUGUAGCUGGUAAAGCCAUUGAUUAUGAACAGAUGCUGCUCCUAAUGGCUAAUGUGAAAUGGGAUGUAAAAGAAAUUAUGUCACAGCACAACGUAUAUGUAGAUGCACUGUUAAAGGAAUUUGAGCAGUUUAACAGGAGGCUAAAUGAAGUUUCUAAGAGAGUUCGAAUACCCUUGCCUGUGUCUAAUAUACUUUGGGAACACUGUAUACGAUUGGCUAAUAGAACUAUUGUAGAAGGAUAUGCCAAUGUCAAGAAGUGCAGUAAUGAGGGUCGUGCCUUGAUGCAAUUGGAUUUUCAACAGUUUUUAAUGAAACUUGAAAAACUAACAGAUAUUAGACCCAUUCCUGAUAAAGAAUUUGUGGAGACUUAUAUUAAAGCCUACUACCUAACUGAGAAUGACAUGGAACGCUGGAUCAAAGAGCACAGGGAAUAUUCAACGAAGCAGCUGACCAAUCUGGUGAAUGUUUGCCUGGGAUCCCAUAUCAAUAAGAAAGCAAGACAAAAACUUCUAGCAGCUAUAGAUGAUAUAGACAGACCUAAAAGAUAAUGAACACAGCUCUUUUUCCUCAAUGGCAUUGAUCCUCUCUCAAAAUAUACGACCUGAAAGCCAGUUUUUUAUGCACUUCUGAUAACUAUCUGCUAAGAAGACUUUGUGCAUGGUUUAUUCGACUGGAAAGUGGAAAACAUUGAAAUGUGUGUGAUGUUCUCUUGACUUUUAUAUGCUGUGGUCUCUUCAACUUUUGGUCUCAUUUGUUGUAAUCUGAAAUGAUACUGUUGCCUUGUUAUAACAAUGGUUAUGUGACUACAGAUAGACAUUUACAGAAGAAUGUACCAUAAGUAUAUAAUUAGAAGAACAGUGGCUUAAUAUAUCUAUGGGAAGUUUAUGGAGAAUGAAGUUGGCAUUUUUCUACCCACUGAGCUUGGUUCUUAAUAAGCAUAUGAGGGUGAAUGUGUAGUAUCUCCUAAUUAUGAGGACUGCAUGAGAAUUUAAAAGUACAUGUAAGUAAAAUAGUUGAAAAAUCAGUAUGUUCUCUGUUUUUAAAAUGUCAAAGUUUAUGUCAGGGUUAAUUUAGUUAUAACAAAGUCAUCAUAAAUGAUGAAAUUUAAUAAAUAUAGUAUGAUCAGCCUA